Synchiropus splendidus (mandarinfish) is the source of this 7967-nucleotide messenger RNA. It is a transcript of the gene stab1, whose product is annotated as stabilin 1. NCBI's taxonomy places the organism in Eukaryota, Metazoa, Chordata, Actinopteri, Syngnathiformes, Callionymidae. Gene Ontology annotation, biological process: cell adhesion. Gene Ontology annotation, molecular function: hyaluronic acid binding; calcium ion binding. The record is from RefSeq and is a predicted model, not a curated record. The transcript has 71 exons. Bases 249 to 7889 code for a protein of 2546 amino acids.
GCCUUUUUUUCCUCCUCGCCUUCUUCCUACAUGAGUCAGUCCUCCUGACUUCUCUCCGCUCUGCCGCACACCAGCUGAUAAGUACCGCUCAUUUAGUUUGGACUCCUCUCUACUUGUUAGCGUUCUAGGAGCCUCGCAGUGCCGCUGGAGGGUCAUGAACGUAGAGAACACGCCAAGAUUGGAUCUACUUCGACAGAACAUCUACUGGCUACAUCGCUAACUGUUGGGUGGGAUAUCUUGUUGGCAAAAUGCGAGUCAUGCUUCUUCUGCUGCUCCUGCUGUUUAUCAGCCUGGAAACUUCAGUGCAACAGACUAUGCCACCCGGUCGCUGUGAUAUAGAUCAAAGGAUUGAUCUGUACACCGAGUGCACUUCCUGUGCUGCUGCCAUCACCAGCAGCUGCCCAAAAGGGUUCACUAAAGAGGGCACACAACAUUGCAGCUAUGUGGUGGAGAUUGGUGGCAAAAAGGAGGUGCUGAAGGGGUGUUACCACCUCUGUGCGAAAAGCUUCCUGCAGCCCAGAUGCUGUCCAGAACGCUGGGGAACUCUCUGUCUGGAGUGUCCCAAGUGGUCUGGAAAGACCUGCAACCUCCAUGGAACCUGUCAGCAAGGAGACACUGGUAACGGGACCUGUGUCUGUGAUAAUGGCUUCUCUGGAUUCGCCUGCCACGAAUGUAAAAAUCCAAAAGCUUACGGAGAGAACUGUGACAAAGAGUGUGACUGUGUACACGGAGUGUGUAACAAGGGUCCUGACGGGGACGGACAGUGUUUGUGUCAGCCGCCAUACUUCGGGAAGCGCUGUGAUCAAGUGACUUCCAGCUGCAAAAGCUGCAGUCCAUACUCUUACUGCAAAGGAGAGGGGGAUGCUGCUGUGUGUGAGUGUUUACCUGGAUACCGGAGGACGCCACAGAACAAAUGUGCAAGCGUCUGCUCCGGCAGAGACUGUGGCGAUAACGCCCAGUGUUCUGCCACUGGCUCCAAGAUCACAUGCUCCUGUAAAGCAGAUUAUGAGGGGGAUGGAAGAAUCUGUGUCCCCAAAAACCCUUGUACCAUAAACAAUGGCGGGUGUCCGGACCAAUUCACCGUUUGUGUCUUUAAAGGACCCAACAAGUCCAGCUGUGAGUGCGUGUUGGGCACGGCUCCUGUGAACGGGGACCCCAUGAUGGGGUGCGAACCCAUCGUAGCCUGCACCACUGACACUUGUCACCCAUCUGCCACCUGCACGACUGGGGUGGACGGAGAAGCCAGGUGUACAUGUGAGGGGUCUCAGAUUGGCGAUGGCAAGCGUUGCUAUGGAAACCUGAUGGCGGAACUGAUUACGCUGGACAGAAGUGGGAGCCACAGAGAAAAGCUGACUGGAGCAGUUGCCUUAUUCAUGAAGGGAUGCUUCCUCAUCCUGAGUCACGCUGGACCCUUCACAGUUUUCAUACCGCUGCUGAAAACUCCUCUGACUGGGAUAAACGAGGACCAGGUCUGUAAAAACCACCUGCUCCGGGGCCAGUACCUCUAUAAGGACCUGGAGGGGAAGGACUUCAUCCUGUACAAUGGACUCAGACUGAGGAGUAAAGACAAUAAGAAGUUCAUCGUGAAGGAAAAUCCUCAGCGAGUGUACACCAUCGUCCAGCAGGACCUCCCAGCUGCUAACGGCAUCAUCCACAUCAUUGACCUGCCCAUCACUAACACACUUCCUGACCAGCCCACGAAAGAUGAUCAAUUUGCUGACAAAACUAUUGGAGAAAUUCUGGCUAAGGAUGGGAGGUUCAACCGUUUUCUGUCACUUGCAGAUAACUGUGGGGCUCCUCUUCCGUUCCGUGGUCCAGGACCUUUGACAGUGUUUGUCCCCACCAACCAGGCAGUGGACAAGGCCAGAGAUGGAAGCAUUCUCUACAUGUUGAAUGAUGCCAAGUAUAAACUCCAAGAGCUUCUCAGGAACCACAUUUACUCCCAGGCUGUGCUAACUGUGGACGAGUUGACCACCCUUCCUCGCAUUCAAACGAUGGCCAACCAAAUAGUGACCGUCAAUGUUUCUGACAAAGGUGAGAUCGUUUUGGGCGAGAAGGGAAUCCGUCUGACAAGCACCAACAUCAUUGCAUCCAACGGAGUCAUCCACUUGAUUGACGGGCUUCUGUACCCGGCAUCCAUCCUCCCCAUCCUACCUCAUCGCUGCGAUGUCACGGAGAGCAAGAUCACGGUGGGUCCGUGUGUCCACUGCAGCUACUUGUACACCACCAACUGUCCAGAAGGCAGCAUCGAAUUGGACAAUCAUCUGACUGGCUGCGACUACGUUGUUUAUCCUCUGAAGAGCCUCUCGGAAGGCUGCGCUAAAUACUGCAACGUUACCAAAAAGAGAGCAGAGUGCUGCCGAGGGUUCUACGGUCCAGACUGUAAACCAUGUAUCGGAGGAUUCCAGCAUCCGUGCUAUGACAAAGGAGCGUGCUUGGAUGGUAUCCUUGGAAACGGAUCCUGCAGUUGUCGGCCAGGCUUCCAGGGUAUCGCCUGCCACAUCUGCUCUGAUCCUUCCAAGCAUGGGGAUCAAUGUGACGAGGAGUGCAAGUGUGUGCAUGGCGUGUGUGACAACCGUCCAGGCAGUGGUGGAGUGUGCCGUGCAGGUUCUUGCUUGAAGGGUUUCUCUGGAGAGAACUGUGACAAACAGGCCACGUCCUGCAACUCCGAAGGUCUCUUGGAACACUGUCACAUACACGCAUACUGCACUCACACUGGACUGCAGACAAAGUGCAUAUGUCGAGAUGGGUACACAGGCGACGGUCAUUCCUGCCGCGAAGUGAAUCCAUGUCUGUUAAACAACAGGGGAGGCUGUGACACUAAUGCCCGGUGUGUGUAUGUGGGUCCGGGCAAUGCGUCAUGUCAGUGCAUCGAAGGUUGGACCGGUGAUGGCAAAGUCUGUGUGGAAAUCAACAACUGUCAGCUGCAGAGUCGAGGAGGCUGCAGCGUCAACGCUGACUGCAACCACGUCGGACCUGGGCAGAGUGACUGCGUCUGCAAAAGCGGUUUCAUGGGCGAUGGAAUUAAGUGUGAUCCCGUUGACCCCUGUCUGACUGGCAACGGAGGCUGCCAUGAACUGGCCAAGUGUGAGCAGAAAGAGAGUGGUACUCACACCUGCACCUGUCCUGACGGCUACACAGGAGAUGGACGCAUCUGCUAUGCAACAGUGCUGGAGGAGAUGGAAAUGAACAUGAAGAUGUACAGAUUUUCCUGGAUGAUGCAGCGAUAUAGACAUCACAGUGAAGACCUGAGUGGGAACGUUACACUUUUGGUGCCGUCCAGAGAAGCCGUUACUAACAUGAGUUUAGCUGAAACCAGCUUCUGGACCAGCAGACACCAUCUUCCUCACUUUGUGCGCGCUCACAUCCUUCAGGGGAUCUACUCGCUGGAAGAUUUGGAGCGAAUGGUCGGCAAAAGUGUGUCGUCUCUCAACAAUGACUGGGAGAUCCGUAACAUCAGUGGGAGGAUAUACGUCGGAAACGCUUCCAUCAUCACCCAAAAUCUGCCCGCGACCAACGGCUACCUCCACAUCAUGGACAAGGUGAUGACACCGCCCCGCUCAGGUGUACCGCCAGAGCCUGCAACACUGAUGGCCUUCCUAAACAUGUCCUCCAACUUCACUCUGUUCCGGAAGUACGCGCUGAUGUACAACCUGUCAGGAGAGCUUGCUGAGUCGGAAUACACGCUUCUGCUGCCAACAGAUGGGGCCAUUCGCCAGCACCUGACAGACACCAACUCAUCCCUCCUGGGUGCUGAUGUGCUCAAGUACCAUGUGAUUUCCAACGAGCUCCUCUUCCCUGAUAAAAUUUCCCACGGCACACUGAAGAGCACUCUGCUGGGCAAGGACUACCAAGUCCAGUUUCACAUCGACAGCAAGAACCAGACUGCUGUGAACGAUGUUCCGCUUGAUGGCAGCUUCAUGGAGACGCAGUUCGGCCUGGUCAUGUUUGUCCAUCAAGUUCUCAAAGUCCAGCGCAACAGAUGCAGCCAGACGGUCCGCCUGGAAACCAACGGACGGUGUACCGAUUGCCAGGGUCCUCCCCGCUGCAUUUAUGGCCAAAAACCAAUCAAGGAACAGUUUUCACCUCAAAUGAAGUCCAACUGCAGAUAUAGAAAAAGGGUCGGAACAAGAAGGAAGUGGGCACCUGGAUGUGUAAUCCCAUGUCUCAAGGUCACAACGGAUAUGUCCUGUUGCCCUGGUUACUAUGGUCACGAGUGCUUCAAAUGCCCUGGAGAAGUUGGCAGCUGGUGCUCCAAUCAUGGGGAGUGUCAGGACGGUAACCAUGGCAACGGAGAGUGUCGCUGCUUCGAGGGCUUCCAUGGCACUGUGUGCGAGGACUGUGAACCGGGACGAUACGGCGUCAACUGCUCUUCAAAGUGCACAUGUGACCAUGGGAAAUGUAGCGAUGGCUUGUCUGGAAGCGGCAAAUGUGAAUGUUACAAAGGUUGGAAAGGAAAAACCUGCUCGAUAGAAAUCAAGGAUGAUGCCUGUGGUGGAUCAUGUGAUGAGAACGCCAACUGUAUAACAGACCCGAAAGGCACUUCUGCUGUCUGCUUAUGUGUGGCUGGCUAUGAAGGAAAUGGAACGUUCUGUAAAGAGUUGGAUUUGUGCAGCAGAUCUAAUGGCGGAUGCUCCCAGUUUGCCAACUGCACAAAAAUCUCCGCAGGAGAGAGAACCUGCACUUGUCACAAGGACUACACUGGUGAUGGAGUCGUCUGCCUGGAGGUGGAUGGAUGUCUGGUCAACAAUGGAGGCUGCCAUAGCUCAGCCGAGUGCAUCAGAACUGGACCCAACAUGGUGGCCUGCAGGUGUCUGGAGGGUUUCCAAGGAUCUGGAAAAUUUUGUUUCCCGGUCAACCCCUGCAACAAAAACAAUGGAGGCUGCAGCACUUUCGGCCGCUGCGAGUACCUGGGUCAAGGGAAGAGGAACUGCUCCUGCUUCAGAGGCUAUGUGGGGGACGGCUUCAUUUGCCGCGGCAACACCAGAUCCGAAGUGUUUCGCGCUCCUGAGAACAACUUCUUCCGUCAGAUGUUUACUCUGGGAGCUUCUCGUGGUCUCAGUGGAGACGGACCGUACACUGUCUUCGUCCCUAUCGUUGGACAAAACACCUCAAUUCUUUCUCGCUGGCAUAAGGCCUUUCGUCAUGAGGAUCUGGCGGCCUACCACAUUGUGUCCUGCGAGGCUUUAACCGCGGCUGAUCUUGGGAGUAUGGACCGCGUGAUCACGACUUCAGGGUAUCCGCUAUACUUCAGUCUGCAUCAGGGAACAGUCUGGAUCAACAACCGAACAGCAAAGAUUGUACAAAGUGAUUUGAAAACAAGCAACGGAAUCAUUCAAUACAUUGACUCCGUGUUGACGCCCUACAACCUGGAGGACAAACCAGAGAUGAAACCAGACGUGAAAAUGAACUUCACAGAUGCUGUUAAGAUAUAUGGCUACAGUCGCUUCGCCAAGCUUGUUGAGGAUGCAGGUUUGCUCCCCAUCAUCAACAUGAAGAUCCACCAGCCGUUCACUAUGUUCUGGCCCACUGACCGCGCUCUCAGCUCUCUGCCCGCCGAGAGACAGCACUGGCUCGCCAACCCAGAGCACCAGGAGCAGCUGGCCGCCCUCGUGAAGUCUCACAUGAUCCGCUACGCCAAGAUCUAUAUCAAUAGUCCCCGACGCGUUCCCAUUACGUACCGCUCAAUGCACGGAUCCAGCAUCAGUAUGACCUGUGACAAGAAUCAAGUGGGCGGAGUAAUCCUAAACGACAAUGAGGCCCGGCUCGUCGAGCGCCUUAUGACCUUUAAAGAAGGCAUUGCAUAUGGAAUUGACCACCUCCUGGAGCCCCCCGGCCUGGGAGCCUUCUGCGACACCUUCGUGAACAAAACCACUUAUGGACGUUGUGGAAGUUGCAUCGUUAUUCCUCCGUGCCCAAUUCAACAUCAAUACACAGGAGACGAUGAGCCCUGCGUGAACCCUCGCUACAGACACUCCAUGAAUUGGUACAGUCAUUUCCCUUCACUCCGGAGAGGCUGCAGGAGAGUCUGCUUGUACCCCAGCUGGGAAUUCAAGUGCUGCAAAAACCACUACGGUUCGGGCUGUCAAGUUUGUCCAGGUGGCUUGGAAGCUCCCUGUAGUAACCACGGUGACUGCCAGGAUGGUUACCAUGCUUCCGGCCGAUGCCGAUGCUAUGACGGCUUCACGGGAACAGCGUGCGAACAGUGUGCCUUCGGACACUACGGCCCAAACUGCACAGCUUGCAGCUGUACGCACCGAGGCCGCUGUGAUCAAGGUAUUGAAGGUUCUGGUCAGUGUACCUGCGAUCCAGGCUGGAAGGGAGAUCAAUGCCAGAUUGACAUCGGCUCUAUUCCAGAGGAGUGCCGGCAAUGCCACGCUCAGGCCGACUGUAUACCAGGCACCGGGUGUCAGUGUAGAAACGGCUUUCAGGGAAACGGAACCUCCUGCAGUCCAGAACCACCUCCGGAUCUUUGCGCCUCAUACAACGGCAAUUGUAACGUGAACGCCAACUGCAGCCAGAUAGGGCUGGUCGUGAACUGCACCUGUCAUUCGGGUUACCAAGGAGACGGUCUAAUCUGUGAGCCGAUUAACAGGUGUGUGCAGGAGCCCAAUGGAGGCUGCAGUGACUUUGCGUCCUGCAAGUUCACUGGUCCAAACGAGCGCACGUGCGAGUGCUUCUCGGGAUACGUGGGAAAUGGAGUCCAGUGUCUGGAGAAGCUGGUGCCCCCUGUUGACCGAUGCCUGUCUGAAAACGGGUACUGCGAUCCUGUGGCCACUUGUGAAGACCUUCAUUACUUUGACAGCAAAGCUGGAGUCUUCCACCUGCGUGCUCCGGAGGGGAAGUACAAGAUGAAUUUCACUCAAGCCAGCGCCGCCUGCCAAGCCGCGGGUUCCACACUGGCCACCCUCAAGCAGCUGGGAGACGCACAGCAGUUGGGGAUGCAUCUGUGUGUGGCCGGCUGGAUGGACGAAGGAAAGGUUGGCUAUCCCACCACAUUCCCGUCCAAGAGGUGCGGCGACAACCAUGUUGGAGUGGUGCUGUACCAAGAGCCCGUGGAUCAGAGCAGCAAGUACGACGCCUACUGCUACAGGCUAAAAGACGUGUCAUGCACGUGUCCUCCCGAUUAUGUUGGAGAUGGUGACUACUGCAACGGAGUGUUGACCAGUGUUCUGGCCACAAACAGCAACUUCUCCAUCUUCUACAAGUUCUUGCUGGAUUACAGCGGCUCCUCCAAAGAUGGGCAACAGCUUGUGGAGUUUUUGUCUCAUAGGAAGUCAGAGGUCACGCUGUUUGUUCCUCACAACUCCGGUUUCACCCAGAACCAGUCUCUCUCUGGUCGAGAUCUUGAGUACCACGUCUGGAGUCAUGUCAGACGACCCUACAAGGACCUGAUGCACCAAGAGGUCAUCACAUCUAAGCUAGGAGCAAACCUGACCAUCACCCACGGCAACGAUCAGAACACUAAACUGGUGAACCAGCGGCUGCUGGUGAACUGGGACAUUCCUGCUGUGAACGGGAUCCUGCACGUGAUCACGGGCCCGCUGAGCGCUCCUCCCCCACCGAUGUCUCCUCACGGUGCCCGUGGCCAGGCCCACUCCAGUGGCACAGUGUCGGCCAUCUUGGUGUCAGUGCUCCUGUUGUGUGUGUUGUGUGCACUCGGCUACUACAUCUUCAAGCAGAAGACCAGCGACUUCCGUUUCCAAUACUUCAAGAACGACGAUGAAGACGUCCCAUCCAGCAAACCGAAGAAGCCCACACUGGUCUCCAUCCCCAACCCUCUGUACAGCGGGGCCAGAGCCUUCAAUGAACCCUUCGCUGACACCGGUGAAAGUGCUGAAGCUACAGAAUCAGAGGAGCCGCCGAAUCUUCUGAAUCUCAACGAGUGAGACUUUAUUCACCAGAGGUUUUUCUAUUUUUUCUAAUCAGCUUUAAUCAGUAUUCAAAUAAAAAAAAAUUGUGCGUCA